AUGAACUAUAACAAUAAUAAUAAUAACAACAACAAUAGCGGUGAUAUUCAAUAUACGAUCAUUUCACAGGAUGAUUUAGAAAGAGAAAGAUUAUCAUUAUUAAAUAAUAAUGGUAAUGGGAGUAGUAAAUGCUCCUCAUAUGGCAGUGAUAGUGGUUCGAAUGGUAAUUGUUGUUGCUCUAGUGAUUCUAGCUGUAGUAGUGAUGGCCAAACAAUAAGAACAAUUAAAUCAAUUUUUUAUAAUAACUUAUUUUGUAAAAUAUGUUUGGUUUUAGUUUGUGUGAUUGCAAUUUAUACCUUAAUAGCAAUAAGAUGCAAUGGUGUUGGGUUUGAUGGUUGCCGAGAACAAUAG
This is a messenger RNA of Dictyostelium purpureum, 351 nucleotides long. RefSeq lists its product as uncharacterized. The coding region runs from base 1 to 351 and encodes 116 amino acids. The record is from RefSeq and is a predicted model, not a curated record. The transcript has 2 exons. Lineage: Eukaryota; Evosea; Eumycetozoa; Dictyosteliales; Dictyosteliaceae.